Messenger RNA from Verticillium alfalfae VaMs.102, 1821 nucleotides. RefSeq names its product lysyl-tRNA synthetase. The coding region runs from base 1 to 1821 and encodes 606 amino acids. The record is from RefSeq and is a predicted model, not a curated record. Gene Ontology annotation, biological process: lysyl-tRNA aminoacylation. NCBI's taxonomy places the organism in Eukaryota, Fungi, Ascomycota, Sordariomycetes, Glomerellales, Plectosphaerellaceae. Gene Ontology annotation, cellular component: cytoplasm; cytosol. Gene Ontology annotation, molecular function: lysine-tRNA ligase activity; tRNA binding; ATP binding. The transcript is spliced from 12 exons.
AUGGCCGACUCGAGCGCCCCCGCCCCGGCCCCGCCCACCGAGGCCGUCGCCAACAUGCACCUCGACAGCGUCACCGGCGAGAUGGUGUCCAAGAGCGAGCUCAAGAAGAGACAGAAGAACCGUGAGAGGGACGCCAAGAAGGCUGAGAAGGCCGCUGCCGCCCCUCCCAAGCCCGUCGCCGCCAAGAAGGACAACGCUGAGGCCGACGAGAAGGCCCUCGACCCGCGCCAGUACUUUGAGAUUCGCUCGCGCGCCAUCAACAAAACAAGUCACCCGACCCUUACCCCCACAAUCGACUAUGACGUCCGCAAGUUCACCACCGAUUUCGGCCACCUCAAGUCCGGCGAGCACAACAAGGACAAGAUCCUCCGCGUCGGCGCCCGUAUCUACAACAAGCGCGCCUCGGGCUCCAAGCUCGUGUUCUACGAUGUCCGCGUCGAGGGCGUCAAGGUUCAGGUCAUGUGCCAGGCCCAGGAGGUCACCGGCGACGUCUCGUUCGACGACCAGCACCUGCACCUUCGCCGUGGUGACAUCAUUGGCAUCGUCGGCUACCCCGGAAGGACAGCGCCCAAGUCCAAGCUCGAGAAGGGCGAGGAGGGCGAGCUCUCCAUCUUCGCGACCGAGAUCAAGCUCCUGACGCCCUGCCUGCACAAUCUCCCCGACGAGUACUACGGUCUCAAGGACCAGGAGGAGCGUUUCCGCAAGAGGUAUCUCGAUCUCAUGAUGAACGACCGCAGCCGCAACACCCUCAUCACAAGAUCCAAGAUGGUCACUUACAUUCGUCGCUACCUCGACGAGAGGGACUUCGUCGAAGUCGAGACCCCUCAGAUGAACGCCAUUGCUGGCGGCGCGACUGCCAAGCCCUUCAUCACCUACCACAACGAGCUCGACAUGACCAUGUUCAUGCGUAUCGCCCCAGAGCUGUACCUCAAGGAGCUUGUCGUUGGUGGCCUGAACCGCGUCUACGAGAUUGGACGUCAAUUCAGGAAUGAGGGCCUUGACCUCACCCACAACCCCGAGUUCACCACUUGCGAGUUCUACGAGGCGUACGCCGAUGUCUACGACCUUAUGAACACUACCGAGGACCUCGUCAGCGGCCUCGUCAAGCAUCUCACCGGUGGCUACAAGACCCAGUUCCACACGCAGACCGGCGAGGUCUACGAGGUCAACUGGGAGAAGCCCUGGAAGCGCUUCGAGAUGAUUCCCGAGCUCGAGAAGCAGACGGGCGAGAAGUUCCCUCCCUCGGACCAGCUGCACACCGCCGAGACAAACGAGUUCCUUCGCGGCGUCCUCAAGAAGAUGAAGCUCGACUGCUCGCCCCCGCUCACCAACGCCCGCAUGAUCGACAAGCUCGUCGGCGAGUACAUCGAGGAGCAGUGCGUCAGCCCCAGCUUCAUCUUCGGCCACCCGCAGGUCAUGUCGCCCCUGGCCAAGUACCACCGCUCCAUGCCUGGUCUGUGCGAGCGCUUCGAGGCCUUCGUUUGCAAGAAGGAGAUUGUCAAUGCGUACACCGAGUUGAACGACCCCUUUGACCAGAGGCUGCGCUUCGAGGAGCAGGCCCGCCAGAAGGACCAGGGCGACGACGAGGCACAGAUGAUUGACGAGAACUUCUGCAUGUCUCUCGAGUACGGUCUCCCCCCCACCGCCGGCUGGGGCAUGGGCAUCGACCGCAUGGUCAUGUUCCUGACCGACCACUACACCAUCCGCGAGGUCCUCGCCUUCCCCUUCAUGAAGGACGACACGCAGAAGCCCCAGCAGAAGCUCGCCGCCGAGGAGGUCGGCAUCGAGCCCCUGCCCGUCGAGGGCAUCGCCCACAAAUAA